Messenger RNA from Monoraphidium neglectum, 318 nucleotides. RefSeq lists its product as hypothetical. NCBI's taxonomy places the organism in Eukaryota, Viridiplantae, Chlorophyta, Chlorophyceae, Sphaeropleales, Selenastraceae. The record is from RefSeq and is a predicted model, not a curated record. The transcript has 2 exons. Bases 1 to 318 code for a protein of 105 amino acids.
AUGCAGGGGCUUCGCCGCCUGGCCUCCGUGGCCCUGCAGCAGGGCACGCGUAGCUUCGGCUACACCAGCCAGGCCAGCCAGCUCGCCGCUCCCAAGGCACACAGCAGCGGCAAGGCGGACAAGAUUGGCCUGCUCAUCUCGCUCCCUCUGUGCGCCGCCUUCAUCAUCUACGAUAUCGUGUACCCUGAGGACGAGUUUGAGGGCAAGAUUCCGUGGUACCCCUACAUGCGCAUUCGCACGCGCUCCAGCUACCCCUGGGGCAACGAUACAGGGCCGUUUGAGAACCACCGUUACGUCGGUGGCGGGGAUGAGCACUAG